This is a messenger RNA of Phanerochaete carnosa HHB-10118-sp, 594 nucleotides long. RefSeq lists its product as uncharacterized. The record is from RefSeq and is a predicted model, not a curated record. The transcript is spliced from 2 exons. NCBI's taxonomy places the organism in Eukaryota, Fungi, Basidiomycota, Agaricomycetes, Polyporales, Phanerochaetaceae. The annotation marks the transcript as partial.
AGACUUCCUCUAUCCAUAAUUCCUCUCCACUUCCAAAGAAGACACAUGACAGGAAUCACUGCUGUGUCAGAGAUUGAAGGCAUUCUCAAUGAACUGCACAUCUCUGCCCAAACCUCGCAGCCGAGGGCCUCCGACCAGAGCUCGCCAGAUGACAUACUCCAGCUUCAGGUCGCUAGGCUGGCACGCAUCGAUCUAUCAGGCCCAGACUUAGGACAUGAAGAUCAGAGGCCCGGGCACGCCCAUGUACAAGUUACUCCAUCUGAGAGUCCCCUAACCCCAAUCAAUGAACUUCCUCCGGAGAUCCUUUGUGCGAUAUUCACCCUGUGCGUCGAACUUGAAGAUCGUCCAAGUAACAUCCAUCCCGCCUUCACAAUUUCCCAUACAUGCUCAGUUUGGCGAGCCAUCUCUCUUGGAUACCCUAUCAUGUGGAGCCGAGUUAACUUGUCCCAGCUCUCGCUUGCGAGUGCGGAGCUCGUUCUUCGCAGAGGCAAGGCAAUUCCGUUGAGGAUCGUCGGCUGCGAUAUAUCCACGAGGCGGGACGUCACUGCAUUAAUCCCAAAUCAUUGUCACCGCCUUGAAGAGCUACGCAUUCAG